CAGCCCCUCUUGUCUUCUCAGACUGACUACAUCUGAAGGCAACGAUGAAACAUCUCCUGGCCUUGCUGGUAAUGCUGGGGUCUUUUCAGCAUGCCUUAGCUGAAUCAUAUUCUUGCUCAGCCUCUGAGUUUAAACUAGAUGGAGAAUACAUAUUGGGAGGCCUUUUCGACAUUCAUCAUCGCAACAGCUCAGUUGUUUACAACCGACCGGUGAUUGUGGAUUGCUCUCGACAGUCGUUUACCUUGUCAAGUUAUCGGAUGUUUCAGGUGAUGAGGUUCGCUGUACAAGAGAUCAAUAACUCCAGCCUCAUCCUGCCCAAUGUAUCGCUCGGUUAUGAGAUAUUCGACCACUGCUCAGACAAAUUCAACUUUCAGACCAUCUUAAAUAUGAUCUCCAGAAAUGGAUCAAUUCAAGUUCUGAGGUGCGUCAACGAGUAUCUGUCCAAAGUCAUAGCUGUGGCCGGUCCAUUUAGAAGCAUGGAGUCUAUGACUGUUGCUCCCAUGUUUGCGAUGAAUCUAAUUCCCAUGGUAAAUUAUGGGUCCUCCAGUUCUGUUUUAAGCGACAAGUGGAAAUAUCCCUCAUUCCUGCGAACCACAGCUAGUAACAAAGACUUAAUACAUCUGAUCAUUCUGAUUAUACAGCACUUUAAUUGGAACUGGGUUGCAUUUGUCAGCAGCGGCGAUGAGAACAGCCAAAAUGGCCUCCAGCUGUUCAAAAGCAAGCUGAAAGACACGAAGAUCUGCUUGGCUUAUGCAAAAGAGCUCAACGAAAUGUCUGAUCACUAUGAAAUACUUCAACAGUUAGAGGGUCUUAGCAUAGAGGUCAUUAUAGUUUUUGCCGGGCAGAGCAGCGCUGUUGCGUUAAUUAAAUCAGCAAUCAAGCACAACAUACACAACAAAGUGUGGAUUGCAGGCGACAGUUGGUCCUUGAACAAGAACCUCCCCAGAUUGAGUGGAAUCAAGGCGAUUGGCACCAUCAUUGGAAUAACAGAGACAGUGAUGCCAUUACCUGGGUUUAAGGAUUUUGUCUAUUUGUCCCAAACACAAAGGAAUAAUAGGCCUUCAACCUGUGAACAAACACCAUCCAGACAAACAUGUAAUCAAGCUUGUGACCUCUGUAGUGAUGUGAGCCCAGAAGAGAUCAUCGGUGAAAACCCAUCAUAUUCUUUCGCAACUUACUCUGCCAUUUAUGCUAUGGCCCACGCGUUACAUAAUUUGUUACUAUGUGACAUUAAGGGAUGCAGAGACAAUGUAACUGUGUAUCCAUUUAUGCUUCUCCGAGAAUUAAAGAGGUCAAAUUUCACAAUAUUGAACCGGCAUAUUGAGUUUGACAGCAAUGGAGACCCGACAUCUACUUCUUAUGCUAUUGUUUUCUGGAACCAGAGUGGCCAGGCCGAGAAAGUUGGCUCUUAUGAAACUGAUCCAACAGUUGACGUUCCCUUCUCUAUCAACAACACUCAAAUUCACUGGUAUGCUGACCAAGUGCCCGUCGCACGCUGUUCCCCUGAAUGUUCAGAAGGAUUUGCAAAGAAGAUAGAUGGACUCCAUCAAUGUUGUUUCCAGUGUAACGUCUGCCCUGGUAUGACUUAUGUCAACUACACAGACGACCCAUACAGCUGCAUCGACUGUAGGAAGACAGAGUGGUCCAAACCAGGAAGCACCUUUUGCACACAGCGUUCAGUGGAGUAUAUACUUUUCACAGACCCUAUCGCCAUCACACUCAUGUUUUCCACAGGCGUCCUGUUAGCGCUAACACUAGCCAUUGUCAUUCUUUUUGCACUGAACUAUGACAAGCCGGUUGUUAAGUCUGCCGGUGGGCCAAUGUGUUUCCUUCUUCUGGGCUGCUUGAGUGCAAGCAGUAUCAGUGUGUUCUUUUUCUUUGGGAAACCAACAGUGACCAAUUGUGUGUUGAGGUAUUUUCUAUUUUUGUUGUUCUAUACUGUCUGUUUAGGCUGUUUCGCUGUGCGCUCCUUUCAAAUAGUGUGCAUUUUCAAAAUGGCCACCAAGUUCCCUAAGAUUCACAGCUGGUGGGUGAAGCACAAUGGACAGUGGUGGCUCAUAGCCAUAGUCUUUGUUCUUCAGCUGUUGUUGCUUACAACAGUGUUCACUGCCAGCCCUCCCACACCAGUCAGUGACAUGACAUCAUACAGAGAUCAAAUAAUACUGAAGUGUGCCAUGAGAAGAACAGUGAUCAUGUUCUUGUUAUUGACUAUAGUCUUGGCAAGUCUUUGCUUUAUUUUCUCAUACAUGGGGAAAGACCUGCCCAAAAACUACAAUGAGUCCAAAGCAAUCACCUUGUACCUGCUUUUCCUUAUACUUACAUGGAUCACUUUCUGUACAGCAAGCAUAUUAUACCAUGGUAAAUAUUUACAGUUAUUCAAUGCAAUGUCAGUGCUUUCCAGUUCAUACAGCAUCCUCUUCUGCUACUUUCUCCCGAAGUGCUACAUCAUUAUCUUUCAGCCGCAGAAAAAUACACAACAGCAUUUCCAAGGGAUCAUCCAACGUUAUACUCAAAACAUCAGUAGUAAGUAGUUGAAAAUAGUUCAUUUCAACUGUUUUACUGAAUCAAGGAAAUUAUUUUCUUGAUAGAAUUGUUUACUAGUAUUGAUUAAUCUUACCCCUUGACUUUUUCAACAUUUUGUUGUCUUACAGCCUGAAUCUAUAAAGGAUUAAAUUGAGAUUUUGGGUCGCUGGCCUACACACCUCAUAAUACCCCAUAAUGUCAAAUUGGAAUUAUGUUUGUAAAAAUAUUUACUAAUUAAUAAAAAAAAUGAAACGAUGAAAUGUCUUGAAUCACUAAGUAUUCAAGCCCUUUGUUAUGACAAGUCUAAAUAAUUUCAGGAGUAAAAAGUUGUUUAACAAGUCACGUAAUAAGUUGCAUGGAAUUGAACAUGAUUUUAGCAUGACUACUUCAUCUCUGUACACUUUGGAUGGUAUAUACAUCAUGGAGGCUGCUGAGGGGAGGACAGCUCAUAAUAAUAGCUGGAACGGAGUAAAUGGAAUGGCAUUUAACACAUGGAAACCAUGUGAUUGAUGUAUUUGAUAACAUUCCACCUAUUAAGGUGCCACAAACCUCCUGUAGUAUCAAUACAUCCAGUCACUACAAAGAUAUAGGCGUCCUACCUAACUCAGUUGCUGGAGAGGAAGGAAACUGCUCAGGGAUUUCACCGUGAAGCCAGUGGUGACUAUAAAACAGUUACAGGGUUUAAUGGCUGUGAUAGGAGAAAACUGAGGAUGGAUCAACAACAUUGUAGUUUCUCCACAAUAUUCCACAAUACUAACCUAAUUGACAAUACUAACCUAAUUGACAAAGUGAAAGAAAGAAGCCUGUACACAAAAAAAAAAUUAUUUCAUUUUUUUUUUAUUUCACCUUUAUUUAACCAGGUAGGCUAGUUGAGAACAAGUUCUCAUUUGCAACUGCGACCUGGCCAAGAUAAAGCAUAGCAGUGUGAACAGACAACACAGAGUUACACAUGGAGUAAACAAUUAACAAGUCAAUAACACAGUAGAAAAAAAAUGGGCAGUCUAUAUACAAUGUGUGCAAAAGGCAUGAGGAGGUAGGCGAAUAAUACAAUUUUGCAGAUUAACACUGGAGUGAUAAAUGAUCAGAUGGUCAUGUACAGGUAGAGAUAUUGGUGUGCAAAAGAGCAGAAAAGUAAAUAAAUAAAAAAUAAAAAAACAGUAUAAAAACAGUAUGGGAAUGAGAUAGGUGAAAAUGGGUGGGCUAUUUACCAAUAGACUAUGUACAGCUGCAGCGAUCGGUUAGCUGCUCGGAUAGCUGAUGUUUGAAGUUGGUGAGGGAGAUAAAAGUCUCCAACUUCAGCGAUUUUUGCAGUUCGUUCCAGUCACAGGCAGCAGAGUACUGGAACGAAAGGCGGCCAAAUGAGGUGUUGGCUUUAGGGAUGAUCAGUGAGAUACACCUGCUGGAGCGCGUGCUACGGAUGGGUGUUGCCAUCGUGACCAGUGAACUGAGAUAAGGCGGAGCUUUACCUAG
This is a messenger RNA of Oncorhynchus nerka (sockeye salmon), 3993 nucleotides long. Its product is annotated as taste receptor type 1 member 1. Gene Ontology annotation, molecular function: G protein-coupled receptor activity. Bases 45 to 2531 code for a protein of 828 amino acids. Gene Ontology annotation, biological process: G protein-coupled receptor signaling pathway. The record is from RefSeq and is a predicted model, not a curated record. The transcript is spliced from 6 exons. Gene Ontology annotation, cellular component: plasma membrane. NCBI's taxonomy places the organism in Eukaryota, Metazoa, Chordata, Actinopteri, Salmoniformes, Salmonidae.